CCUAUGUCGAAUUUGAAUGCGCAGCGUCGCUUCGCAGACAAUUUUGAAUUUCGAAGUCAGCUGUCAAAUGAACUUCCGUUUGCACCAUCUAGUACCGCUCUGCUGCUACCUUCGACAUUCUUUUCCGGCUGUCAUUUACACCGAGGAGAAAAACAUGGCUCCCCGAUACGAAAUCUGUGUUGGUCUGAACAAAGGCCACAAGACCACAAAGCUGAAGCAGCUGCAGUACCGCGGUGAUCGCAAGGUCAAGGGAAUCCGUCCGUCCCGUACAAAGGGGAUUCAAACCAAACACACCAAGUUCGUGCGCGAUUUGGUCCGAGAGGUUGUCGGUCAUGCCCCGUACGAGAAGCGCGGUAUGGAAUUGCUGAAGGUGUCCAAGGAUAAGCGCGCGCUGAAGUUCCUGAAGCGUCGCCUCGGUACGCACAUCCGUGCCAAGAGGAAGCGUGAGGAACUGUCCAACAUUUUGGCCCAUAUGCGUAAGGCUGCCCACAAGUAAGCAGUGGUCUGUCCGGUUCUUGUAAUUUAAGAAUUACUACAUCCAAAAGCUUCUGUGAAAGGAAAAAAAAUGCCCCUAAAUAUAAAAGCAGAUCGCGUUGACUGAAA
This is a messenger RNA of Armigeres subalbatus, 603 nucleotides long. RefSeq names its product large ribosomal subunit protein eL36 (gene RpL36). Gene Ontology annotation, molecular function: structural constituent of ribosome. Gene Ontology annotation, cellular component: ribosome; cytosolic large ribosomal subunit. Lineage: Eukaryota; Metazoa; Arthropoda; Insecta; Diptera; Culicidae. Gene Ontology annotation, biological process: cytoplasmic translation. Bases 17 to 496 code for a protein of 159 amino acids. The transcript has 3 exons. The record is from RefSeq and is a predicted model, not a curated record.